GUCCCCGCUACAAGCAGUCACACAAGCUAUCCACCGCCACUGUACCCAUUUGUGCAAUCUUGAAGCUGUUUUUGCCUCAUUUGUUCACACAGAAGACGGCCAGCAACAGCAAUCGUCGAUCCUGGAGUGUCCGGUCCCCAUUUGGCCCACGCUGAGGGACUGAUUACUCCACCGCGGGGUCUAUCAAGGUCCUCACACCGUUUUCUCACAGCACCACAAUUGGCAUACACUCUUUUGCUCGCGCCUCUUUUCUGUCGUUGGAAUUGCUUUUGGUCUUGCCUGUUCGCUUUGGAGCAUCUUAUCGUUGGUACCGGCGACCCCAUUCUGGGCAGCCGAAGCUGCGCAUGUGUAGUCAAUACACACUUAUCUGGUCUACGAAGAUCCUUUGUACUUUUUCCUGGCUUAAGCGAUGGAAAAUACCUCUCGAGAAGUCCCAGCGCAGAGCGUGCGCUUCAGCGAUGUGAACGAGGAGAUAGAGCCUGCCACGAAGGAGGAGUUGAGAUCUCUGUCCAAUGCCCUACAGAAUAGUCGUUGCCAGGUCCGGCGCAUGGAGAAUUUCUCCUUUGAACCAGUAUCGCUUCCGCCUUCAAGAGCCCCUUCACCUCCUCCAGCCUCACGCACGUCUUCCGGACAUUCUGUGCUCCGAUCUCCAGCUGUUCAUCGCCCAUCUCCACCCUCAUCCGCAUUGCACUCCCCGCCGUUGACCCCAGCAGGAACCGCCUCGCAAGAUGGAAAAACUAGCAGCGCUAUUGGCGGCCCCAAACCUUCGAGUGAUCCUGCUAUGAUGACUCCACAGAUUUCCCCACCGCAUGUACCGCCACCCACUUCAAUGGAACCCGUCCAGCACAAUCGCGAAGCUGAGCCGGUUCGGCGGUCGCGCUCUCCUCGACGCUCUCCACGCUCCACUCCGCCGCCCACCUCCGGUUCCGAUGUUCCAGGGGUCAUUGGUGCCCAUCCAAAGCAUCCCCCCAUCUUCUCGGUCGGCCCAGCAGGGGACUCGCUCCCUCCGUCACGAGACUCGAGCCCAUCCGCAUCUACUGGCAUUCGGACCCCAGGUAACCGCACCCCUGGAACGUUCACGCCGACGCAUGGCCGGCCUCUCAACCCAGCAGGUGACAGAGAUGACCCAUACGCUCGCUCUAAACGACCUCCGCAACCGACCAAUCCGCUUCCAGGUUCGCUGGACUCUCGCUUUGUAUUUGGGCCAUUCGGAGGACGAAGGAAACGCAGGGAGGAUUCACCGACCAUGUCAGCAAACACCUUGCCUAAGCCGAGAGGGAGCAUGGAAUCGAGUUGGCAUGGGAAUAAGCACCAUAUCCAUGUAGACGAGGCCGAUUCUCGCUCGAUACUAGGUAAACAACAUCACCAUGGCUCUAUGUCCGAGCUAAAGCGCUUUUUCAAACUGGGGAAACAUAAAGAAAAGAGGGCUCAGUCACCAACGCCCUCUCUCAAGACGGAGAGGGCGGCGAAAAGUAAACCCACGGGAUACGCAACUCCGCCAACCACUGCCAGUCACGAAUCUGUUAGUGUUCCCUUCGCCGAUGAUCAUGGCCUGCAAAGCAAAUAUGGGAAAUUCGGAAAAGUCCUUGGCGCAGGCGCCGGUGGCUCCGUGCGCUUGAUGAAACGCAGUAGCGACGGGGUCACGUUUGCGGUCAAGCAGUUCAGGCCGAGACACUCGUACGAGAAGGAGAAAGACUACAAGAAGAAGGUCACGGCAGAAUUCUGCAUAGGAUCCACAUUGCAUCAUGGCAAUAUCAUCGAGACCAUGGACCUGGUCAACGAGAAGGGGAAUUACUAUGUUGUUAUGGAGUACGCACCGUAUGAUCUGUUUGCCAUUGUCAUGACGGGAAAGAUGAGCCGUCAAGAGAUCAGCUGCUGCACACUCCAAAUCUUGAAUGGGGUGACUUACUUGCAUCAGAUGGGUCUUGCCCAUAGGGAUUUGAAGCUGGACAAUGUUGUGGUCAAUGAACACGGAAUCAUGAAGAUCAUUGAUUUUGGUAGCGCCAUUGUCUUUCGAUAUCCUUUCGAAAACGACAUUGUUCCGGCUACUGGUAUCGUUGGUUCAGAUCCUUAUUUGGCGCCCGAGGUGUAUGAUGCGAAGUCAUAUGAUCCUCAACCGGUAGAUAUUUGGUCGCUCGCCAUCAUCUUCUGUUGCAUGACACUGCGUCGAUUUCCCUGGAAACAGCCCCGGCUGUCUGACAACUCCUACAAACUAUUCGUGUCUCCGCCGAAUGAUGGUCCCCGACUAAGUCACCACCAUCACGACUCGAAUCCCGAUUCUUCAGUUGAUCCACACCGAGGUGCACGCUCAGAGCCGACAUCUCGCCUGCCAUCAGCUCGCGCGCCUGAAUCCACUCACCAGGACAAGGACGGAGCCGAGUCCAUCUCGACCGAACCGGGCCCCGAGAAGGAGAAGGAGAAGCAACCGCCAACGGUGAUCAAAGGCCCUUGGAGGCUCCUGCGUUUGCUGCCGAGGGAGACGAGGCAUAUCAUCGGGCGAAUGCUGGAGAUUGAUCCCAAAAAGCGUGCGACCCUGGACGAGAUCUUGAACGAUAAGUGGGUUCUCAACAGCCAAGUGUGCUCGCAGGAGGCUGCAGGCAGGAUUAUCCGCGCAAGCGACCACGAGCACACGCUCGAGGGUCCGUCAUCGACGUCGUCUGCACCACCCAGCAAGCAGCAAAAGUGAAUGAGUGUAUAGCAGUGAUCUUCAUUACCGUUCUACUCCUCAACAACGCAUAUAUGGUCCGAACUGUAAGCAGAAGUGGCGAGCGGAUAAAUUGAGACAUGUACAUGGAUGUUCGUAAGGAGGAUGUCGGCGUUGGAAAAGGGUCAAGUAUUUUGGUCGUCGCAAGCGAUUUCGCAUUGGAGAUGUGUGAUAGACGGUUGGGUUUUCGUCCUUCUAGGUUUUUCUUAUUGGAUAUUCUCUUCACUCGGUCCAUCGAUGCAUUGGUUCGGGUUUUCGUUUUUCUUGUACGUUUAUGACGUAUAUGGUGGACUGGAUAUCACUCCCUUUGUGGGAAUGUAUAUAUUGAGCGCGUAGGAAGUAAAUAGCGAAAAGUAAUAUAGAAAAGAUCAUAUGGACUUUUCUUUGAGAUUGCGAUUCAGAAAUGGGAAUGGAAAGGGAUAGAUCUGCAUUUAUGCCGACAUUAUGCAGAAUCAAGAAGAGAUUGAUUUUGGCCA
Molecule: messenger RNA, 3180 nt
Organism: Westerdykella ornata
Lineage: Eukaryota; Fungi; Ascomycota; Dothideomycetes; Pleosporales; Sporormiaceae
Product: Pkinase-domain-containing protein
Exons: 4
Coding region: 410-2686 (758 amino acids)
Biological process (GO): intracellular signal transduction; protein phosphorylation
Molecular function (GO): protein serine/threonine kinase activity; ATP binding
Source: RefSeq, a predicted model, not a curated record